AUGUCUUCAGUUUAUUUCUGUCUGCUAUUCCUGGCGCUUUGCUGCAUGAUAGUUGGGGUUCUUACUUUGCAAGAUCAGCCUGGUCGAGAUCAUGACCAAGGCCGUUAUCUGGAAUUCAAGUCCUCAAAAACAUUUGACAGUGAACGUCUAAAAAACCACUUGAUUCGUGAAGUUGACGUCAGGGACAGAGAGUUCUGUGGGGUCCUAUGUUACAUGGAGCCCAAUUGUAUCAGUUAUAAUCUUGAAAAAGAACCAAGUGCCAACAACGAAAUGCACAAAUGUGAAUUGAAUAAUUCUACUCAUGAGGGACACGAAGUGGACCUGGUGAAAAGCCCAAGUUUUGUCUACCAAGGAGCUAAGAGCGCUUGUGUUAGGAACCCCUGCAAGAACAAUUCUACUUGUCAAAGUGGCUUUACUGCCAAAGAUUUUUGUUGUUUGUGUGCUGAUGGAUUUAACGGUCAGAUAUGUGACAAAGAUGUGGAUGAGUGUGCCAAAGAAACAGAUGAUUGCAGUGCUGCUGCCAUCUGCAAAAAUACCCACGGAUCAUACGACUGUGCGUGUAAACCUGGAUAUUCUGGCGAUGGAUGGUCAUGCAUGGACGAUGAUGAGUGUGUUUUAGGAGAACGUACCUGCAGCGCUGAUGCUCUGUGUACCAACACCAAGGGAUCCUACAACUGUAAAUGUAAACCUGGAUAUUCUGGCGACGGAUGGUCUUGCAUGGAUAUAAACGAGUGUACUGAGAGACUAUCCAACUGCAGUACUGAUGCUGUAUGCAACAAUACCAAGGGAGCGUACAACUGUUCAUGUAAACCUGGAUAUUCUGGAGAUGGACAAACGUGUGAAGUCUCAACCUGCCAGGAAAUGUACGAAACGUCCACCUUUCCAAGGAGUGGGCUGGUUAUACUAUAUAUCGACUCAAAGCCAACUUCAGUUUUCUGUCACAUGGGGGAUUUUGGAUGUGGGAAUGGUGGAUGGACGCCGAUUAUGAAGAUCAACGGUUCAAAGCAAAAUUUUAAUUACCAUUCUGAACUUUGGAAUAACACGGACAGCUUUAAUCUUCCGGGAGGAGAGACUGGAUUUGAUUCACAAGAAACCAAAUUACCGACCUACUGGGACACACCCUUCUCCAAGAUCUGUCUUGGGAUGAGGAUCGGAAAUGUGACAAAUUUUAUUGUCAUAGAGAAACAGGCGAAUUCUCUAUUCUCGCUAAUUGCUGACGGGCAGCAUCGUCAAACCACUCUAGGUCGUGACCUGUGGAAGUCUCUGAUUGGUUCAGAGGGCUCCUUGCAGUUGACCUGUAACAUGGAGGGUUUCAACACCGCAUGUGGCAAGCAUCGCGCAAGAAUCGGCAUCCUAAGUAACAAUGAAAAACACUGCGGGUCCUGUUAUUCCAAAAUUGGUUUCGGAAUGAGUCGAGAGAAUAUUUGUGGAAACAAAGCAAAACAUGAAGGAGACAACGGAGAUAAGAACAUAAAAGUCAUGGGAUAUAUCCUUGUUAGGUAA
Pocillopora damicornis (cauliflower coral) is the source of this 1503-nucleotide messenger RNA. RefSeq lists its product as uncharacterized. Gene Ontology annotation, molecular function: calcium ion binding. NCBI's taxonomy places the organism in Eukaryota, Metazoa, Cnidaria, Anthozoa, Scleractinia, Pocilloporidae. The record is from RefSeq and is a predicted model, not a curated record.